AUGUCCGCGGAAACGAACAAGAGAGCGAAACCGAAUGAAACCGUCGUCGAUUCGGCGGCGGCGGCUGUGAAACAUCGCGAGACGAACCUCAUCGCGCGUUUGGUCGACGUCGAGGGCGUCGCGGUCGGUCCCGAGCUCGAUUUACCUCCCGACUGCACGAGUAAGGAGUUGCAGACGCUCUUGAGCUCGUUGUUGCGAGCGCGAGGGGAGGAGGAGGACGAGGCGCGAGCGGAGGCACCGCACGCGUUUUACGUCAACGGCGAGGAAGUAAUUGGCGAGCUCGCGGCGACGCUCGAGCAGUUAAAUGCGAGCGUGGAGAGCGUGGUACAAAUUGUUUUUCAGCCGCAGAGCGUGUUUCGAGUGCGUGCGGUGACGCGAUGCUCGGCGGCCAUUUCGGGACACGCCGAGGCGGUGUUGAGCGUGGCCUUUUCGAGCGACGGGAAAAAUUUGGCGAGUGGGAGUGGGGACACGACGGUGCGAUUAUGGAAUUUGAACACGCAAGGACCGAAGCAUACGCUGCAGGGUCACACGAAUUGGGUGCUGUGCAUCGCCUGGAGUGCGGAUGGGAACUUCUUAGCGAGCGGCUCGAUGGACAACACGGUUCGGUUAUGGGAUCCGACCUCAGGCGAGGCGCGCGGUGGACCGCUCAAGGGACACAAGAAGCACGUCACAGCGAUCGCGUGGGAGCCCGCGCACGUGGCGUACCCCGUCGUUCGCUUUUGCUCGGCCAGCGCUGACGGAUCGGUGCGGGUGUGGGACGCCGUCCGUCGAGUGUGCCUGUUCACCAUGUCGGCGCACACCAAAGCCAUCUCCGCGGUGAAGUGGGGAGGCGAAGGCUUGAUUUAUACCGCAUCUCGCGAUACGACCAUAUACGUAUGGGACGCCACGGAUGGAAAGGUGGUUCGACAGCUGAAAGGACACGCGCACUGGGUCAAUUCCCUGGCGUUGUCGAGCGAAUACGCCCUUCGCACCGGCCCAUACGAUCACACCGGAGCGAAGCCCGAGAAUGACGCUCAAGCCAAGGCUCAGGCGUUGAAGAGAUACAAAGAGGCAACGGGAGGAAAGCCGGAGCGUUUGGUGAGUGGGAGCGACGAUUUCACGAUGUUCAUGUGGGAACCAUCGACGAGUAAGACGCCGCUACAACGUUUGACGGGGCAUCAGCAACUCAUCAAUCACGUCUUGUUCUCGCCAGACGGGAGAUAUUUUGCUAGCGCAUCUUUCGACAAAGGCGUCAAGCUGUGGGAUGGCGCGACGGGAAAGUUUAUCACGUCGUUUAGAGGACACGUCGGUGCGGUGUAUCAACUCGCCUGGUCCGCCGAUAGUCGACUUUUGAUGAGCGCGAGCAAGGAUAGUACUUUGAAGGUGUGGGAUUGCCGAUUGAAGAAGCUGAAGGAGGAUCUUCCCGGCCACGCUGACGAAGUCUACGCGGUCGACUGGAGUCCUUUGGGUGCAAAGGCGGCGAGUGGGGGCAAGGAUAAGAUGCUGAGGUUAUGGAUGCACUAG
This is a messenger RNA of Ostreococcus tauri, 1503 nucleotides long. RefSeq names its product WD40/YVTN repeat-like-containing domain. Lineage: Eukaryota; Viridiplantae; Chlorophyta; Mamiellophyceae; Mamiellales; Bathycoccaceae. Gene Ontology annotation, biological process: ribosomal large subunit assembly. Bases 1 to 1503 code for a protein of 500 amino acids. The record is from RefSeq and is a predicted model, not a curated record. Gene Ontology annotation, molecular function: protein binding. Gene Ontology annotation, cellular component: nucleolus. The transcript has a single exon.